Molecule: messenger RNA, 957 nt
Organism: Brassica napus (rape)
Lineage: Eukaryota; Viridiplantae; Streptophyta; Magnoliopsida; Brassicales; Brassicaceae
Exons: 2
Coding region: 1-957 (318 amino acids)
Biological process (GO): DNA integration
Molecular function (GO): nucleic acid binding
Source: RefSeq, a predicted model, not a curated record
AUGUGUGAUGUUGGAGGUGACCAAUUUGAUACUUUGGAUGAGCUUAAUCUAGGAAGACUUGAGUUUGAAGAUCUUUCCCUUGAUGAACCAGAACUAGAGGCUGUUGUGUUUGAUGGAGAAGAUGAUAAUGAGCAUGGAUAUAGUAGGAAAAUUCCCUAUGGCGCCGGGGUAGAAAGUCUCCUGAUAGUAACAGACUAUUUCUCGAAAUGGGUAGAAGCCGACGCACUCAGCCGCAUCACUGAUCCCCAAAUCUGCAAGUUCAUAUGGACCCAUGUGAUCACGCAUUUCGGGGUCCCACCUGAGAUCUUAACGGAUACCGGACCCCAGUUCACGAGUCAUAACUUCAAAGAGUUCCGCAAGGAUUGGGUCAUCAAGGUCAUGUUUGCAACUACCCGACACCCACAAUCAAACAGGCAGGCCGAAUCCACGAACAAAACCGUGGUGAAUAUGCAGAAGAAACGCCUGGAGAGCUCUCAAGGGCUAUGGGCGGAGGAACUACACGGGGUACUCUGGGCUUACCGGAGUACCCCCAAGACGGCGACACAAGAAACUCCAUACUCGCUAGUCUAUGGUACGGAAGCCAUAAUCCCGACAGAGAUGCAUGUGAAGACCACCGUCUCCAGAUCCCUCACCCAGGAAGAAAACAACGAGUUGCUGUCAUUAAGCCUGGACCUGCUCGACGAAAAAAGGAAGGCCACUCCACUGAGGAACUGGUCCUAUCAGCAAGACGUCGCCAAAAACUACGACAAGAAAGUCAGAACCAGAACCUUCCAACAAGGAGGUUGGGUCCUACGCCGGGUAGCCGAAAAUACAACAAGGAAACUCGCCCCCGGAUGGGAAGGACCCUGUAAGGUAAUAGAAGUGCGAGGAGCAGGAGCCUACAGGCUGCAAGAUAGCAAAGGUAAAAUACAACCCAACUGGUUGAAUGCCCUACAUCUCAAGGCUUAUCAUUAUUAA